This is a messenger RNA of Gossypium arboreum, 1599 nucleotides long. Its product is annotated as acetolactate synthase small subunit 2, chloroplastic-like. Gene Ontology annotation, cellular component: cytosol. The record is from RefSeq and is a predicted model, not a curated record. The transcript has 12 exons. Gene Ontology annotation, biological process: L-valine biosynthetic process. Lineage: Eukaryota; Viridiplantae; Streptophyta; Magnoliopsida; Malvales; Malvaceae. Bases 58 to 1497 code for a protein of 479 amino acids. Gene Ontology annotation, molecular function: acetolactate synthase activity; acetolactate synthase regulator activity.
AUUUAGUAACAGUAUCGUAUCUCUUUUUUUUUUUUUUUGCUUCCUUUCUUUGUUGUCAUGGCGGCUCUCUCCACUGUUCCACACCUACAGAUCCACUGCUCAAAGACCGAGUCAGACUCAGUUCAUAAACCCAUUACUUUCCCUUCAAAAACAAUAAGACCCAUCAUCCAUGUCCCGAAAAAACUGGUCUUUUCCCCAAAGAGUGUCGACGAUAAGAUCUCAAACAGCAAUUUCCUUGCCAAUGGACCCGUUCCUUCAACUCCAACUCGUUCAAAGGUGAGGCGGCAUACGAUUUCGGUGUUUGUUGGGGAUGAAAGUGGGAUGAUUAAUAGGAUUGCUGGAGUUUUUGCUAGAAGAGGGUAUAAUAUUGAGUCACUUGCGGUUGGUUUAAAUAAAGAUAAGGCACUUUUUACCAUUGUUGUGUCUGGUACUGAUAGAGUGCUUCAGCAAGUUGUGGAGCAGUUACAAAAGCUUGUGAAUAUUUGGAAGGUUGAAGAUCUCUCAAAUGAGCCUCAGGUUGAACGUGAGCUAAUGCUAAUAAAAGUGAAUGCAGACCCAACGUUCAGAGCUGAGAUCAUGUGGUUAGUGGACAUCUUCAGGGCAAAGAUUGUGGAUAUCUCAGAACAUUCACUAACUAUUGAGGUAACAGGUGAUCCAGGGAAGAUGGUUGCUGUGCAAAGAAAUUUAAGCAAGUUUGGGAUCAAAGAAAUUGCUAGAACAGGAAAGAUUGCUCUUAGAAGAGAAAAAAUGGGUGCAUCUGCUCCAUUCUGGCGAUUUUCAGCAGCUUCAUAUCCUGAUCUUGAAGAAACAGUACCUGAUAACGCUUUUGCAGGGGCUAGAAAGCAAUCAGUAUUUAGUGAGGUCGAUGUUUCUGGAGGGGGAGACGUCUAUCCGGUGGAGUCGCCUGAUGGCUUUACGAUCAAUCAAGUUCUUGAUGCUCAUUGGGGUGUUCUCACUGAUGACGAUACAAGUGGACAUCAAUCUCAUACUUUAUCCAUGCUUGUAAAUGACUCUCCGGGAGUUCUAAACCUUGUUACAGGUGUUUUUGCUCGAAGAGGCUAUAAUCUUCAGAGUUUGGCUGUUGGACAUGCUGAAGUUGAGGGGCUUUCCCGUAUUACAACUGUUGUCCCCGGUACUGAUGAAUCAAUUAGCAAAUUAGUGCAGCAACUCUAUAAGCUCGUAGAUAUGCAUGAGGUACGGGAUCUUACACAGUUGCCAUUUGCUGAACGAGAACUAAUGUUGAUAAAGAUUGCUGUGAAUGCCACUGCUCGACGAGAUGUCCUUGACAUUGCCAACAUUUUUAGGGCCAAGGCUGUUGAUGUUUCUGACCACACGGUCACCCUCGAGCUUACAGGAGAUCUAGACAAGAUGGUUGCACUGCAGAGAUUGUUGGAGCCCUACGGUAUCUGUGAGGUUGCUCGAACUGGACGUCUCGCACUGGUGAGAGAGUCGGGUGUCGACUCCAAAUAUCUACGUGGAUACUCUUUUCCUCUAUAAAAUUUCAAAGUAUUUUUAAGGUAUUGAUGUGAUAUGUAGGACAUAUUUUGCUCUUUGUAUACAGUUUGUGUUAUAUUUUGAAUAAUCAGAACUCUAGUGAAA